UGAUGUUAUUUGUGGUGUCAACAUAGGUGAUGCCUAAAUACUCUUAUUUCUAUUAAGAAAAUGUUAUUUAGUUGACACAAACUAUAUUACUCACUACUAUGUGUAUGAUGACACACAUGGGUUCUUUUGGCUUGUAAGGGAGCAUUGUGGCACUGCAACUACUUUAAUUUUCAAGAGAGCGCAUACAUCUAUUAAAAUAGUAUGAUAUGCAGCCUUUUUUGUAAAUGAAUGCUUUAAUUAACUCAAUUUAAUAAAAUCAGGUAUGCCAAUAGAUGAAGCUCAACAACCAAUAGCGAAUGCAGUAUCAGUCAGGUCCAAAGCACUUGAAGAAAGUAGCCAAGAGAUACCGCCAAAAGCAUAUGUUAAAUCUAACAAAGAGGUGAAAACACCAGAAUCUGUUAGUAAUGAAGUAGUAGAAAUAAGCACCACUAACUAUACUGAGAAACAAGAGGUCCCAAAGGCUCAUGUCGGAGAGGGAGAAAGGAUUGGGGAUAAAUUCAAUCAAGAAAAAGAAGAAGGAAUUGAAUCUACAAACAUACAGGAGGAAGAAGUUCGGAUAACAUCAUCCACUCUUGUAUCAGUUAAAGGUGAUACUAAUCAAAUACCACAGCAAGAAACACUACACGUUAAUGAAUCAGAAGUGAUUGAAAAUGCCAUUGUUGUUCAGGAAUGGGAAGUAUUUGAAACAAAGGACAAUGCCGGCACAAUAAUAGAGAAUUUAGACGAGGAUGCAAGUGAAAUCAGAGGAAAGGAUGGAACAGAUGCCAAACAGUUCACUGAUUUGGAGAUGUCAAAGUCAGAAACCGAAGAAGAGAUUCAAGACAACAGAAAAUUCAAUCAAAGGGAAGAAGAAAAAAAGAUUGACGAAGUAACAGGAAUGCAAACACCACAGGAAGAAGUCCACACAACAUCACCCACUCCUGCCUUUGUCAAAAGUCAUACUGAUAUAACUCAGCAGGAAAAAGCAUUCCAUCUCAAUGAAUCAAAUGUGAUUCUUACCGCCAAACAAAGCUGCAUACCAGAAUUUGAACAUGACAGAAAUCCCACUGUUCAGGAAAUUGAAGUAUUUGAAACCAAGCACAAUGUCAAUAGAGUAAUGGAGAAUUUGGACAAGGAAGAAACUGAAAUCAGAGAAAAUGAAAAAACAGACACCACGCAACUGAAUGAGGAGAGUGGUCAACAAGACAAACAGCUAGAAGCAGAUAUUACAGACCAAUCUAACAAAAAGGUGCAAACUCCAGAAUAUGUUACUGAGGAAAAUGUAGAAAUAAACAUCACUGAUUAUGCUGAGGAAAAGAACCAAAAUCCAACAGAUCAUGCCAAAGAGAAUGAAGGGAUUGAGGAUAUAUUCAAACAAGAGGAAAAAGAAAAAUUAAUUGAAGAAACAACAAAUACACAAUCAGAGGAGGAAGAAGUCCAGACACAUGCUCCUGCCUUUGUCAUAGGUGAUACUAAUCAAAUUCCACAUCAAGAAACAAUGCAUGCUGAUGAAUCAAAAGUGAUGGAUAAUGCAAAGCAGAGCUACAUACCAGAAAUUGAACUGGAUGGAAAGGCCAUUGUUUUUCAGGAAACUGAAGUAUCAGAGAGCUUGUACAAAAAGGAUGCAACUGAAAUCAGAGUAAAGAAAGAAAUAGAUGCCAAAAAAUUGACUGAUUCAGAGAUGCCAAAGCCAGAAAUUGAAGAAGAUGAAGCUCUGAAACCAAUAGCCAAUGCAGAACUGGUCAGAACUGAAGCAGUUGAGGAGAGUGGUAAACAAGAGACACAGCCAAAAGAAGAUAUUACUGAGGAGACUGCAGAUGAAUCUAACAAGGAGGUGCUAGUUAAGAAAUUUGUUAUUACUGAGGAGACUGCCGAAAUAAACACCAAUAAUUGUACUAAGGAACAUGACACAGUUAAAACAUCUCCUGCCAAGGAACUAGAAGGAACUGGGGAUGGUGCAAAAUUACAUGAAGAAGAAGCAAACGGGAUUGAAGAAAACAUCAAAACUCAGAACCCAGAGGAAGAAUUCCAGACAAGUUCUCCCACUCCUGCCUUUGUCCAAGGUGAUAGUGGUCAAACUUUGCAGCAAGAAACAGUGAACAUUGAUGAAUCAGAAGUUCUUGAUAAUGACAAGCACAGAUCCAUACCUGAAAUUGAACUUGAUGGAAAGUCCACUGUUGUUCAGGAAACUAACAAUCCAGAAAUCGAGGACAACAUCAGCACAGGAGCAGAGGAUUUAGACAACAAAGAUGCAAUUGAAGUUCAGGCCGAGGAAGGAGCAUAUGUCAAACAAUUGACUAAUGUGGAGAUACCAAAUUCAGAGGUCAAAGGUGUGCCAAAAGAUGAAGCUCUGCAACUAAAAGCAAACAUAGUAUUAAACGUAACCGAAGCAAUUGAUGAGGGUAGUCAACAAGUGAUACAACCACAAGCAGAUGUUACACAGAAAUCUAACAAAGAUGUGAAAACACCAGAAUAUGUUACCGCAGAAACUAUAGAAAUAAACACCACAAAUUAUACUAAGGAGCAAGAAAAGGUUCCAUCUAUUCAUGCUGAAGUCGAAGGGAUUAAGAAUAAAUUCAAUCACAAGGAAGAAGCAAAAGGAAUUGAAGAAACCACAAAACUACAAUCACUGGAUGAAAUCCAAACAAAAUCACCCACUUCUAUCUUUGUCCAAGGAGAUAAAAAUCAAGUUCCUAUUCAAGAAACAUUGCCCAUUGAUGCAUCAAAAGUAAUUGAUAGUGCCAAACAAAGCUGCAUACCUGAAAUCAAACUUGAUGAAAAUUCCACAGUUGCUCAGGAAACUGAAAAACCUGAAACCAAGAACAUUGUCAACAUAAUAACAAAGAAUUUUGAUGAGAAGGAUGCAAGUGAAAUCAGAGCAGAGGAAGGAUCAUAUGACAAACAAGUAACAGAAGUGGAACGAUCAAAUUCACUAGCAGAAGAAUACGAACCAAUAGCAAUUACAGUAGCAGUUGGAACUGAAACAGUUGAUGACAGUAAUCAAGAAAAGAUACAGUUCGAAGAAGACGUUGCAGAGAAAAAAUCUAGCAAAGAGGAACAAACACCACACUAUUGUGAUGAGGACACUACAGAAAUAAACACCAAUAAUUAUGCUGAUGAACAUGACAAGGAUCAAACAUCUCAUGCCAAGGUAAAAGAAGGGAUUGCGAAUGAGAAAAAUUUGGAUCAAACGGAAAACGCCAAAGGUAUUGACAAAACAAGCAAAAUGAAGAUACCAGAGGAAGAAAUCCAGACAAGAUCAACCACACCUACCAUUGUUCAAGAUGACACUGAUCAAAUCUCACAAAAAGAAUUACUUCAUGUUGUUGAAUCAGGAGUUAUUGACAAUAUCAAGCAAAGCUGCACACCAGAAAUGCAAUUUGACAGAAAGUCCACAAUUGUUCAGGAAACUGAAAACCCUGAGACCGAGGACAAUGUCGGCAUUAUAACAGAAAAUAUAGGCACCAACAAUGCAAGGAAAAUCAUAGCUGAGGAAGCAACAGAUUCAAAAAAAUUGGCUGAUUUCAAGAUGCAUGACCCAGAAAUGAAAGGUGUGCAAGAUAAUGAAGCUCCACAACCAGUAGCAAUUGCAACAGCUGUCAAAACCGAGACAGUUGAUGACAGUAAUAAAGAACAGAUACAGCUAGAAGACAUAAUAGAGAAAAAAUCUAACAAAGAGGAACAAACACUACAAGAUGUUGCUAAGGACACUGUUAAAAUAAACACUAAUAAUUAUACCAAUGAACAUGACAAGGUUCAAAAAUCUCAUGCUGAAGUAAAAGAAGGGAUUGGGGAUGAUGAAAAUUUUGAUCAAGAUGAAGAAACCAAAGAUAUUGAAGAAACAAGAAAAAUGCAGUUAGCUGAGCAAAAAGUUCAGAAAAGAUCACUCACUCCUGCCUUUGUUCAAGGAGACACUGAUCAAAUCUCACAGAAAGAAUUACUGCAUAAUGUUGAGUCAGACAUUAUUCAUUAUGACAAGCACAUUUGCAUACCAGAAAUUGAACCUGACAGAAAGUCCACUAUUGUUCAGGAAACUGAAAAAACUGACACCGAGGAAAAUAUCAGCAAAGAAACAAAGAAUUUAGGUACAAAUUAUGCAGGCGAAAUCAGUGCAAAGGAAGAAAUAGACGUCAAAAAAUUGGUUGAUUUGAAGAUCCCAAAGUCAGAAAUCCAAGAAGAUGAAGUUCCACAACCAACAGAAAUUGCAGUUGUGGACAUAAUCAAAACAGUUGAUGGCAGUAAACAAGAACAGAUGAAGCUGGAAGAAGACAUUACAGAGAAAAAAUCUAAAGAGGAACAUACAGCACUAUAUGAUGCAGAGGAAACUGCAGAGAUAAACACCAAUAGCUAUACUGAAGAACAUGAUAAGGUUCAAACAUCUGCUACAGAAGUAAAAGAAUGGAUUGAGGAUGAUAAAAAAUUUGGUCAAUGGGAAGAAGUAAAAGCUAUUGCAGAAACAAACAAAAUACAGUUACCAAAGGAAGAUGUUCAGAGAAGAUCACAUACUCGUGACUUUGUUCAAUGCAACACUGACCAUAUCUCUCAGCAAGAAUUACUGCAUGCUGACGAAUCAGAAGUUAUUGAUUAUGUCAAGCACAGUUGCAUACAAGAAAUUGAACUUGACAGAAAGUCCACUAUCGCUCAGGAAACUGAAGAACCUAAGCACAUGGACAAUAUCAGCACAGUAACAGGAACAAACGAUGGAAGCGAAAUCAGAGGACAAGAACAAAUAGGUGUCAAAACAUUAACGGAUAUAAAUAUGACAAAGUCAAAAAUCGAAGAAGAAGUUCGGCAACCAAUGGCAAUUGCAGAAGCGGUUGUAACUGGAACAGUUGAUGACAGUAAAGAACAGAUACAGCUGGAAGAAAACAUUGCAAUGAAAAGAUCUAACAAAGAGGAACAAACACCACAAUAUGUAGCUGAGGACACUGCAGAAAGAAGCACCACUAGCUAUACUGAUCAACAUGAUAAGGGUCAAACAUCUGAUGCAGAAAGAGAGCAAGGGAUUGAGGAUGAUGAAAACUUUGGUCCACAGAAAGAUGCCAAAUCUAUUGCAGAAACAAACAAAAUGCACUUACUGGAGGAAGAAAUCCAGACAAUAUCACCCACUCAUGCCUUUGUUCAGAGUGACAUGGAACAAAUCUCACAGGAAGAAUUACUGCAUGUUGAUGAAUCAAAAGUUAUUGAUUAUGUCAAGCAAAGUUUCAUACGAGAAACCAACCUUGAAAGAAAGUCCACUAUUGCUCAGGAAACUGAAAAACCAGAGAACAAGGACAAUAUCAGCAAAGUAACAGAGAAUUUAGGCACCGACGAUGCAAGAGAAAUUGAAGAAGAGGGAGAAACAAAUUCCAAAAACUUGGCUGAUUUCAAGGUGCAUGACUCAGAAAUCGAAGUUGUGCCAGAAGAUGAAGUUCGGCAAUCAAUAGCAACGGCAGUAGCGGUCCUAACCAAAACAGUUGAUGACAGUAAACUAGAACAGAUACAACUGGACGAAGACAUUACAGAGAAAAAAUCUAACAAAGAGAAACAAACACCGCAAUUUGUUGCUAAGGACGCUGCAGAAAUAAACACCACUAGCUAUACUGAGGAACAUGACAAGGUUAAAAAAUCUAAUGUAGAAGUAAAACAAGGGAUUGAGGAAGAUGAAAAUUUUGGUCAAGGGGAAGAACCCAAAGCUACUGGAGAAACAAAAAAAAUGCAGUUGCCCAAGGAAAAUGUGCAGACAAUAUCACCUACUCCUGCCUAUGUUCAAUGCGACACUGAUCAAACCUUGAAGCAACAAUUACUGCAUAUUGAUGAAUUAGAAGUUAUUGAUUAUGCCAAGCAAAGUUGCAUGCCAGAAAUUGAAGUUGACAGAAAGUCCACUAUUGCUCAGGAAACCGAAAAACCCGACACCAAGGACAAUAUCAGCGACGUAACAGAUAAUUUAGGCACCACCAAUGGAAGUGAAAUCAGAGCAGAGGAAGAAACAGAUGUCAAAAAAUUGGCUGAUUUGAAAAUACUAGAGUCAGAAAUCGAAGUAGUGGUCAGAGCUCAAUCAGUUGAUGACAGUAAUCAAGAACAGAUACAGCUGGAAGACAUUACAGAGAAAAAUUCUAACAAAGGGGAACAAACAACACAAAAUGUUGCUGGGGACACUGCAGAAAUAAACAUCAAUAGUUAUACUGAUGAACAUGACAAGGUUCAAACAUCUGAUGCAGAAGUAAGAGAAAGAAGUGAGGAUGAUGAAAAUUUUGGUCAACAGGAAGAAUGCAAAGGUAUCAAAGAAACAUGCAAAAUGCAGUUACCCGAGAAAGAAGUCCGGACAAGAUCACCCACUCCUUCCUUUGUUCAAGGCAACAUUGACCAAAUCUCACAGCAAGAACCACUACAUGUUGAUAAGUCAGAAGUUAUUGAUUAUAUGAAGCAAAGCUCCCAUACAGAACCAGAAAUUCAACUUGACAAAAAGUCCACUAUGGUUCAGGGAACUGAAAAACCUGAGACCAAGGACAAUGUUGGCAUAGCAACAGACAAGUUAGGCACCAGUGAUCCAAGCAAAAUCAGAGCAGAGAAAAGAACAGAUGCCAAAAAAUCGACUGAUUUUAUGAUGCCAAAGCCAGAAAUCAAAGACAAAGAGGUGCCAGAGGAUGAAGUUCCUCAACCAAUAGAAGUGGCAGUAGCAGUUGAAACAGUUGAUGACAUUAAUCAAAAAGAGAUACCGAUCGAAGAAGACAUUACAGAGAAAAAAUCUAACAAAGAUGAACAAUCAUCACAAUAUGUUGCUAAGGACACUACAGAAAUAAAGACCAAUAUCUAUAUUGAUGAACAUGACAAGGUUCAAACAUCUCAUGCUGAAGUAAACCAAGGGACUGAGGAUGAUGAAAAUUUUGGUCAAGUGGAAGAAGCUAAAGGUAUUGAAGAAACGAACAAAGUGCAAUUACCAGAGGAAGAAGUGCAGAUAAGAUCACCCACUCCUGCCUUUGUUCAAGGCGACACUGAUCAAAUCUCUCAGCAAGAAUUACUGCUAGUUGAUGAGUCAGAAGUUAUUGAUUAUGUUGAGCAAAGCUGCAUACCAGAAAUUGAACUUGACAGAAAGUCCACUAUCGUUCAGGAAACUGAAAAACCUGAGACCAAGAACAAUGUCAGCAUUGUAACAGAGAAUUUAGGCACCAAUGAUGCAAGUGAAAUCAUAGCAAAGGAAGAAACAGAUGCUGAAAAAUUGGCUGAUGUAAAGAUAGUAAAGUCAGAAAUCAAAGGUGCGCCAAAAGAUGAAACUCUGAAACCAAUAGCCAAUGCAGUUUUGCUUAGAACUGAAGCAGUUGAGAAGAGCAGUCAACAAGACAAACAGCAAGAAGCAGAGGUUUCAGACAAAUCUAUCAAAGAGGUGCAAAGCCAAGAAUAUAUUACUGAGGGAAGUGUAGAAAUAAACAUCAAUAAUGAGGCUGAGGAAAAGGACAAAAAUUCAACAUCUAAUGCAGAAAAAGAAGGGACAUCUCAUGCAGAAGAAAAAGAAGGGAUUGAGGAUAUAUUCAACCAAAAGGAAAAGGAAAAAGAAAUUGAAGAAGCAACAAAAACACACUCAGUGGAGGAGGAAGAAAUCCAGAGAAGAUCACCCCCUCCUGGCUUUGUCCAAGGUGAUACUAAUCAAAUUCUGCACCAAGAAACAUUGCAUAUUAAUGAAUCAGAAGUGAUUCAUAAUGCCAAGCUGAGCUACAUCCCAGAAAUUGAACUUCAUGAAAAGGCCAUUGUUGUUCAGAAAAGUGAAAAAGUAGAAACCAAGGACAAUUUUGACAAAGUAAGAGAGAAUUUAAACAAGGAUGAAAGUGAAAACAGAGCAGAGGAAGGAAUAGAUGUCAACCAAUUGACUGAUUUGGAGAUGCCAAAGUCAGAAACCAAAGCAGGUGUGCUUGAAGAUGACUCUCUCCAACCAAUGCCUGACACAGUAUCUGUUGAAAAGGGAGCGGUUAGUGUGAGUCAAGAAAAGAGACAGCCACAAGAAGAAUUUAUUAAGAAAGUUAACAAAGAGGUGCAGACACCACAGUAUUUUACUGAGGAUAGGGAAAAAAUAGAGAUCACAAAUGACACUGAGGAACAAGAAGAGGUUUCAACAUCUCAGCCUAAAGAGAAAUCAGGAAACAAUGAUGAUGACAAAUUUGAACAAGAAGAAAAAAAAGGGAUCGAAGAAUCAACAAAAACACAGUUACAAGACAAAGACAUCAGCACAACAAUAGGUGAGCCAGAAGAUAAAGCCUUGAUAACAAGGCUCAAUUCAUCAUCAAAUGGCAAUGAAGGACUUGAUGAGAGUAGUCCAGAAAAAUUUACAGAGAACUUGAACAAAGAUGUGCAGACACCACAGUGCAAUACAAAGGUGAAUGCAGAAACAAACAUUACAUCUUAUCCUGACAAAUUAGAAGAAGCAGAGGAUAUUGAAGAAUCAAUAGAAAAACAGUUAGCGGAGGAAGAAAUACAACACACAUUGCCCACUCCAACAUCUGUCCAAGAAGAUAUUGAUCAAAUGUCACAGCAACAAACACUGCAUGAUGAUGAAAUAGAAGUGAUUAAUAAUGCCAAGAGCUGUAUGACAGAAAUUGAACUUGAUAGAAAGUCUAUAGUUGUUGAGGAAUCUAAACAACCGGAAACCAAGGCAAAUGCUGACUUAGUGAAAGAAGAACAGGCAGACCAUCAAUCAGAAGAAUCAAGUGUGCAAAGUUUCAUUACAAACUAUAUAAUAGUUGAAAGACAUACGACAUCAGAAAGCAAUAAAGAAUUAAGUGAUGAUGUUGACCUUGAUGGACAGAAGAAAGUAGAAUCACACUUGGAGGAGUUUUUAGAGAUUAAGGAUGCCAGUGAAAUCAGAGCAAAAGGAAUACACUCCAAACAACUGACUGAUGUGGAGAUACAAAAAUCAGAAACUGAAGGUGUGGCUGAAGAUAAAGGAAUGCAAACAAUGUCCAGCACAUCAGUCAAAAAUUAUGCAUUUGAUGAAUGUUGUCAAGAAGAGAUUCAACCACGAGAAGAAUAUGCUGAGACGCAUAUCAAAGAAGUGAAGAUGCCACACUAUGAAUUUAAUAUGCAAAAACAUAUUCCUGAGGUAGAUGGGGUAGAGGAAGAUACAUGUCAGAUCAGGGUGGUAAAUGAACAGAAGUUAGAAUCCCAGCUGGCAUCACUAAACAAGGAGACCACAUUCAUAGAUAAUCGGUAUUCAGAUGGAGAGAUAGAAAACAUAAACGCCAUUAGUGAUAUAGAGAAAGAAGUGAAUCCAAAAUCACACACCAAGCAGAAAUUAGUGAUCCACGAUAGUAUAUUCAAUGAAGAGGAAGCAAAAGGAAUUGAAGAAAUGACAAAAAUAAAAUUACUAAAUUCAGCAACAGACUGUUCACCAGAAGAAGUCCAGCCAAAAUUGCCUGAUCCUGCAACUAUCCAAGGUGACACUGAUCAAAUCUUACAGCAACAAACACUUUCCAGUGAUGCAUUAGACACAAUUGAUAACAACUUGAGAAGCUUUCCAGAAAAUGAACUUGACAGAAUGUCCACUAGUGUUGAGGAACCUGAAACCAAGGCAAACAUCAACAUAGUAGAAGAGCAAUCAGACAAACAAUCACACGAACCUAGCAUGCAAAGUCUGAUUACAGAUUAUAUAACAGCGGAAGGCCAUUUAGCAUCUGAAAACAGUUCAAAAUUAAGUUAUGAUAAGAAAGAACAGAAGACAGUAAACUUGCAGAUGGUAGAGAAUUUAGGGAUCAAGUAUGCAAGCAAAACAACCACAGAGGAAGUAACAGAUACCAAACAACCAACUGGCGUGGAGUUAGAAAAAACAAAAAAUGAAGAAUUGAUCGAAAAUAAAACACUUGAUGAGAGUAAUCAAGAAGAGAUGCAACCAGAAGAAGAUUUUUCAGAGACAUAUACCAAAGGCAAGAAGACACCACAAUCUAGCAUGGAGAAUGUAAAUUCAGAAGGAAUGGAAAUAACUGAAAACAGUUCAAAGUCAAGUUAUGCUGAGGAAGAACAAGAACAGGUUAUAAACACAUACACUAUAGAAAAUUCAGAAAUCAAGGAUAGCAGAAGAGUCAAGCUAGAAGAAGCAUCUUAUAUAAAAGAAGCCACAGAUGAAUCUGUGGAUAAAGCCAUCUCAUUUUUAUCUACCAUACCAUCUGUAAGAAUUGGGAUAGUUGAUGAAAGCAUUCAAGAAAAAAUACAAAAGGAUGUUCAACCCGCAGUGAUCAAUUCCAAAGCAGAGCAGAGACCAGAAAAUGAUUUUGUGAGGAACAUGGAAGUUCUCGAGGGGCCAGGCAACACCUCCGUGGAAAAUGACGAGAAAGUCGAAGUCCAAUCUGAAGCAAAUAACCAGAAGACCAUUAAAAAACAUCCAAAUUUAGAAGAACUGGAGACUGCAGAAAUAAGUCCAAGUAGUGAUACUAAAGAACUUGGAAAGGAACGUGAAGUUGCCAAACUUGGAGGUGUAUCUGAAUCUGUCUCCGUAGAUAUCACAGAACAUAUAGACACUGGAAAACUGGAAACUCAAGAGGCCGAAACUGGUAUAUCGGGCAACACAAAAGAAGUUAAAGCAGGAGAAGAAUUCGAAAAAAUAAGCCUAUCAUCUAGUGUUGGUGUCAUAUCCAGAGACUCUCAAGACAGUGGCACCAAAGUUUUGCACAAAAAAUCUCACGGCAUCCUGUCAGGUGUAGGAUCAAAGGUGAAGCACUCAAUUUCCAAAGUGAAGAAAGUCAUUACGGGCAAGUCUUCACACCCCAAGACACCACCAUCAUAAAAAUUAAAAAAUAAGUGCUCAUUAGACAACUACAUGCUGCUGUUGAAAAUAUAAUAUGCACGUGUUUGGGAAUUUUAGAGGGCUUAUUUCUUAUGUUUGAGGAAUUGGAUUGAUCUGUUUCAUUGAUGUAUUGUUUGGUUUGUCAUUGGUUUUGAAAUUUGAUCUUACGGAGGAUCUACUAUCCUUCUAAUCGGUGUAAUGUAUUCUUAUUCUCUUUGUAUGGAUUUAGUAUUUAUUUCAAAACACAGGCACAAAUAGCUGAUAAUUGAGAACAUAAGGAAAGGGUAAAGUAGUGUGCGUAAACAACAUUUUGAAGAGAAGAAAAAUGAGAAAGCAAGUACCAAAGGGACACCUGAUAAGAAUUAUUA
This is a messenger RNA of Vigna umbellata (rice bean), 11094 nucleotides long. The record is from RefSeq and is a predicted model, not a curated record. NCBI's taxonomy places the organism in Eukaryota, Viridiplantae, Streptophyta, Magnoliopsida, Fabales, Fabaceae.